This is a messenger RNA of Myotis brandtii (Brandt's bat), 352 nucleotides long. RefSeq names its product pancreatic polypeptide (gene PPY). Gene Ontology annotation, molecular function: neuropeptide hormone activity; neuropeptide Y receptor binding. Gene Ontology annotation, cellular component: extracellular region. The record is from RefSeq and is a predicted model, not a curated record. The transcript has a single exon. The annotation marks the transcript as partial. Lineage: Eukaryota; Metazoa; Chordata; Mammalia; Chiroptera; Vespertilionidae. Gene Ontology annotation, biological process: neuropeptide signaling pathway; feeding behavior.
GCCCUAGGGGUGGGGUGGUCAGGUCCCAGCAGCUCUUUGCUUCGCCCUCUUGUCCCCAGGCUUGGAGAAGUAGGUGAUGGACGAGGGGCUGGGUGGGUGGGCUCUGUUCUGCCUCCAAUGCCCUCCUACUCCUUGCUCCUCAGAUGGCUGCUGCACGCCGCUGCCUCUCCCUGCUCUUCCUGUCCACGUGUGUGGCUCUGUUGCUGCAGCCGCCGCUGGGUGCCUCAGGGGCCCCACUGGAGCCAGAGUACCCAGGGGACAAUGCCACGCCAGAGCAGUUGGCCCAGUAUGCGGCCGAGCUCCGCAGAUACAUCAACAUGCUGACCAGGCCCAGGUGUGUACCAGAGGGAGG